CGAAAGAUGGAGGGAUUUGCUGACAAUGGAACUGGGGGAGAAUUCAUUGGAUUAUCUUUCUAACGGAUUGUUUCACGGGAUUAUUAAUUCGCUACAUUGGACUAAACUAUUGGAUUGUGUUUCGUAUGAAGGCGGCGAUAUUCAGAGAAAGUGCUGCGACCAGAUCAUUGCCUUAUACAAUGAUACGAAUUGUGUUUUUAACCAAAACAUUCGCAAUGUUGUCAGUUCUUUCAAUGGAAGAAAACAAUCUUUGCCCUUUUGGUUAUUUUGGCACGAAUUGCUUGUUUCGGUGUCACUGCGAGAAUCUCGGCGAGCCAAAGGCAUGUCUCAUGAGUGGCGAGUGUUUCAAGGGCGACACAUGCGAGAAGUAUUACUUUGGUAAUCUCUGUCAAUACAGGAGUAUUUCUCAUGAAGUCAAUGACGAGAUAUUUUAUGCCAACGAUUGGAAUAUCCAUACCUGUAACAAACGACCUCCAGAAGAACCUUUGGUCUUCAGGUUUAAAUCUAUUGGUCGACCGUUUCAUUAUGUCAGAAUACAAUUUGACAAUAUAAAUGCGUUACAAGAUGUAUUUCGGUUAAAGGACGUCUUAGAAAAGUCAACACUGGAACUGCUACUACAAUCGCAGUAUCAAUACACAGUCUGCUCAGACUUGCAGUUCUGGAUCGUUAGCAGCGAUAUUUUGGAACUCUAUUGCCCAGCCCAACGCUACAGGUACGUCGAUGCGUUGAAACUUUCUGGCAAGAUGCUGGCCCAGGUGUGUGAGGUCUACAUCAGUGGAGGUCGAGACAUCGCAGCAUUAAGUGCAAUUUCCUAUUAUAGUGGGAAUAAGGAGAUAGACAUACGGGACGACUUGAGUUCCAGCAUCGACCCAGAAACAAAGCUCCUCUGCACUUCCGCCAAAUCGACCAGGUCAAGCCUGAUCAGAAGAUAUACAUUCAAGUUCACGCCAGUUGGGUUCAGUCUGGUCAUACGACACAAUAAAGGAAAAAAUCGUCUGAAUAAUUUUGGCGUCGUAGUCAACAAUGAUAGACAGGCUCUCAAACCUUUACAGGACGACGACGAAAACUCCACCAUCCUGUUUAGGCAUGUGCAUCACCUCGAACACAUCGACGUGCUGCUCUCCAACGCCGAAAGAAGGGAGGUAGCACUGUCCAUGUGUGGUGUAGAAGUAUACGGAGAUUGUGAAAAAAAAAGAUACGGACUUGGAUGCUUAAAAAGUUGCCACGAUUGUGAAAAGAUUAAAAAUAAAUGUGAUUUAAAGGGAUCCUGCUAUACCCUGUCUAGUUCAUUGCAAGAUGUUCGUAUAUACACUAGAGUUUGCGCUAGCUGUGCCAAGAGUAAAUGUGAAGGCGGCUCCUGUUCCGCAGGCUGUAUACCUGGAUCUAGGGGUGAAAACUGCUUGGAAGAAUGUGGCCGUUGCGGAGGUAACCUGGGAUGUGACCAGCAUUCCGGCAAAUGCAUUGAAGAAGAGUGUGAGAUAGGUUUCGCCGGACCGAGAUGUACAUUGCCCUGCGGUAUGUGUUCGGAUAAAAGAUGCGAAGGACUAAAUCGAACGUGUACCUCUAAGCAGUGUGUCGCUGGUUUCAAGGGAAGAAGCUGCACACAAACGUGCUUUCACUGCGGUGGAAGGGGAGAGUGUAAUAUAGAAACUGGGGCUUGUUUCGACAAAUGUAAUGCUGGAUACAGAGGAGAUGUUUGCUUACUAGCAUGUACUAACUGCGCUGGCAGAGGAGCCUGUGACCAGAAGACUGGCCAGUGUGAAGAGGGAUGUAAUUACGGCUUUACAGGUCUAACUUGCAGUGAAAAAUGCAGUAACUGUUUGAGCGAGCUUUGUAAUAAAACAACAGGGGAGUGCCUCAUCGGUUGUCAACAUGGGUUCAGAGGGCCCAAAUGUGAUCAACCUUGUAGGUAUUGCAAGAACCAGACGUGUUUGGCUAAUGGCGUCUGUUCUGAAGGAUGCAUCAUAGGAUAUUAUGGCAAGCACUGCGAAAGAGUUUGUCAUAACUGUGGUAAUGACGGAAGCUGUCACUAUCAAACUGGUCAUUGUCUACACGGCUGUAUUCCCAGCUUUUACGGGACUCUCUGUAGUGAAGCCUGUGGUAAUUGUGCCGGCGACUCAUCUUGUAAUGAAAAAGGUAAAUGUCAACAUGGAUGUAAAGCAGGAUUUAAAGGGGAAACCUGUAAAGAAUCAGAACAUUCGAAAGACGAAAUUACCACCGCCACCUCGAUUAGAUUCUACGUCUUCUUCAUAUUAGCGAUUUUAUUCAUCUUAUUUUUGGUUUUCUUUGGCCAGUCUAUUUUUAUGUCUUGCUAUUUGCCUGGCAAGACCGACAAAAGUGAUCACUCCACUUUGUCUUCCGGCUCUAGCAACUCUUUCAAUGGAGAUAAAAAAUUAACAGGAGUCCCAGGGCUCAUUGAAAAGGAGGGUGUCCCAGGACCAAAAGAGGAUCCAAAGUUUAUACAAUUGGCGAACGAAGUCAUUAAAAAAAAGAGAGAAUCUGUUUUGCUGGAUAACCCAGAAGACGUCGCCAGCAGGAGUAAUUCUAGCUAGAGUUUUCCUGAUAUCUCUCUCACCUGAAGAUGGGCAGUCCCAGGAUGCUCCAGUGAAAAAAAAUGAGAUUCCCCCUCCCCCGCCCGUUUUUUUCCCCAAGUGUAUAAUGUUUGUGUAUACACUAUACAAUUAAUGGAAAGACAG
Biomphalaria glabrata is the source of this 2696-nucleotide messenger RNA. RefSeq names its product multiple epidermal growth factor-like domains protein 6. Gene Ontology annotation, molecular function: scavenger receptor activity. Lineage: Eukaryota; Metazoa; Mollusca; Gastropoda; Planorbidae. The coding region runs from base 126 to 2552 and encodes 808 amino acids. The record is from RefSeq and is a predicted model, not a curated record. The transcript is spliced from 20 exons.